AUGCUGUCUCUGGAAAGCCUGCAAGCGUGGUGCGCCAGUGUCGAGGAUGCGUUUUGGGCGGCGCACAAUGAGGUAAUGAACGCGACUGGUGCUCGCGUGUUCCUUGACGCUGCCGCUGCCGCACCGUCGCUCAGCAUUGGCUCCCUUGUGGGGGGAUUCCUGCGGGCGGCAUACCAAUUCUACGCGGCAGUGAACUGGUCAGAGCCGUUUUUCCGCUACCUCGCCGCCUUCCACAUCGUUGUGUGGGUGGCUACCCUCACCUCCACGUGGGGAGCUGUCUCUGACGAGCGCAUUAUGGGCGUAUGUGCGGUACUUGGCGUGCUGCUGCUGUCUGGCAUACCAGCAAACUCCUACGCCGGCCGACACGCCGAAUGGCUCUUUCAGGAGCCUGGCGUAAACUACUUCACAGAGGACGGGACCAUGAUGAUAGUGGUCUACCUACUGCCUCUGCUGGUCUUGUUUGCGUACCUACAGUUGCGCCAGGGGUACCGCAUUGUGUCGCUGAUGCUGCAGUUAAAGCGCGCUCAGUUACGCCGCCAACUGCGACAAGAAGCACGGCGUAAAGACUGCGGCGACGGCUGCAGCGGGGACGCUGCUGGCGAAAGCAAAAAGAUGCAGUAG
Leishmania braziliensis MHOM/BR/75/M2904 is the source of this 621-nucleotide messenger RNA. RefSeq lists its product as hypothetical. The coding region runs from base 1 to 621 and encodes 206 amino acids. Lineage: Eukaryota; Euglenozoa; Kinetoplastea; Trypanosomatida; Trypanosomatidae. The record is from RefSeq and is a predicted model, not a curated record. The transcript has a single exon.